Egretta garzetta (little egret) is the source of this 1403-nucleotide messenger RNA. RefSeq names its product acetylserotonin O-methyltransferase (gene ASMT). Gene Ontology annotation, biological process: methylation; melatonin biosynthetic process. Lineage: Eukaryota; Metazoa; Chordata; Aves; Pelecaniformes; Ardeidae. The record is from RefSeq and is a predicted model, not a curated record. The coding region runs from base 18 to 1061 and encodes 347 amino acids. Gene Ontology annotation, molecular function: acetylserotonin O-methyltransferase activity. The transcript has 8 exons.
CUCAGUCCAGAAAGAAGAUGGUUUCCACGGAAGACCUUGACUACCCUCAAAUCAUCUUGCAAUACAGCAAUGGAUUUUUAGUCUCAAAGGUUAUGUUCACUGCUUGUGAGUUGGGGGUGUUUGAUCUUCUGCUGGAGUCAGGAGAGCCUCUGUCUUCAGAUGCCAUUGCUGCACGCUUGGGUACCAGCACCACGGGGAUGGAAAGACUGCUGGACGCCUGUGUGGGAUUGAAGCUCUUGGCAGCAGACUUGACACAAGAAGGAGCCCUCUACAGAAACACAGAAAUUUCCAACACCUACCUUACAAAGUCAAGUCCUAAGUCUCAGUAUCAUAUUAUGAUGUAUUACUCCAACACAGUCUACUUGUGCUGGCACUACCUGGCCGACGCUGUGCGAGAAGGAAGAAACCAAUAUGAAAGAGCUUUUGGCGUUUCAUCUAAAGAUGUUUUUGGAGCAAUGUACAGAUCAGAAGAAGAAAUGCUGAAAUUCAUGGCUGGCCAGAACUCAGUGUGGAGUAUAUGUGGCAGAGAUGUUCUUGCUGCAUUUGACCUUUCCCCUUUCAGGCAGAUCUGUGACCUGGGAGGAGGUGGAGGAGCUUUGGCCCGGGAGUGUGUUUCUUUGUACCCAAAUUCCACAGUCACAAUUUAUGACUUGCCAAAAGUCGUGCAAAUGGCCAAAGAGCAAUUUAUUCCCCCUGAGGAGCGUCGGAUCGCUUUCCAUGAAGGAGACUUCUUUAACGAUUCAAUUCCAGAAGCUGAACUGUAUAUUUUAUCCAAGAUACUGCACGACUGGGAUGAUGACAAAUGCAGGCAGCUGCUGGCAAAAGUCCACAAGUCUUGCAAACCUGGUGGUGGAGUGCUGCUGGUUGAAUCGCUUCUGAAUGAAGAUAAAAGUGGGCCUUUAGAGACACAACUGUAUUCAAUGAAUAUGUUGGUGCAGACCGAAGGAAAAGAGCGAACAGCAGCAGCGUACAGCAAGCUCCUUGAGGCAGGUGGCUUCAGAGAGGUCCAAGUCAAGAGGACUGGAAAACUCUAUGAUGCUGUUUUAGGAAGGAAGUCAUAGUACCUCUAUUAUGUACCUAACAAGAUAGAAUAAGUGGAGAAAUGUGUUAUUCUUUUCUUAGAAGACAGUCAUCAACCUAGCUUUUAGUUAAGGCAGCCAACUUUUUUGUAAGCUGAUACGUUGUCGAGAGAAUCACUGGUGAUACACCUUGAGCGUGCAUGGAUUGUAAACUUGGCAGACUGAUUAGGGCUUGCCUUUGGCUCUGGAAGGGAGAGAAAGAAAUCAACAUCUGUUCCACAAGAAAGAACCCACAAAAAAUGUGCAGUGCCCGCUUCAGAUUUUUUCAUUCUUUCCAAUUUUAACACUGUAUCUGACAAAAGCAAGGCUAAAUUUGUACUUGGA